Messenger RNA from Oikopleura dioica, 1356 nucleotides. NCBI's taxonomy places the organism in Eukaryota, Metazoa, Chordata, Appendicularia, Copelata, Oikopleuridae. The record is from the annotation of a GenBank genome assembly.
AUGAGCCGGAUAAAUGUUGGCUGUACAAGAGUGACGCUGGAAGUCAGAGAUGAUGAAUACACUGAAAUAUUCCUCGACCGGAGCUACUGCGACAUACAGAUCGAUCCAGUUUUCUUCCAGCAAUUGGACGCGAUCAAGAGCGAUCCGGGCUUCUUCAACACGAGGCAGCAAAAGUACAAUUUGCACCACAGCGAUUUGCCAGAAGGCGACAAGUUCUUCAGCUUUCUUGGCGGAAAGCAAGUCUCCCUUCCGGACGCGAGGAGCAUCAACUGCUUUCAGAAAUGCUGCUACUUCUUUCAACUCGGCAAUUUGGCGAGCGCCACCAGAGGUUUUAGAAGACCGGAAGCCAAAAACCUUCCUAUCCUCACUUCCAGUCCAAGAACAGCUGCCAAAGCGCCGGUGAUUACGAGCCCCUUUCAACGGGGUAAUUUUAAUCAAGAAAAUCUGACGCCCUCAGGUCAUCCUGCUCAAACCGAAAGCUACAUCACGAAAAGCCAUGCUAGUCACCGUCCCGACGUCCCCGACCCUAAAGUCCAACAGAUGCACGAUCAAAUGUAUAACAUGAGUCUCCGAGAAAAAGUGGAUAACUGGGAAAUGGCAACUAACCCAGAUAAUCCAACGCCGACCUCGCUUGGGCCUCCAAGGCCGCCUUUACAAGCUGCAGGAACGAACAACCUCUUUGAUCAAAUUUCUUUGGCUCAAACUUCCUGUUUUCUGGCUUCGAAGGAGAAAACUAGAAAUGAAAUCGACGGGGACGGAGUUCUGCAGACAAGAGUCGACCACGAAAGCGAGCAAGAAAUCUCGUUCGAAUCGACUUUCUCCUCCCAAACUGAUUACGCGAACAAUCCAAUCGGCAGCUUACAGGAAACGCUUCAGAAGGAUGGUUUGGCUUGCCCAACUUAUCAAAGUCACAAAGGAGACGACGGCAAAGUAGAAGUGACCUGUCGAGCAAGCGGGGAAGAAACGCGCGCCUUUGGCAAAACAGAAAACGAGGCGAAGCGAAAAGCGGCGCAUCUAAUGAUGCAGCUUCUGCGCAACUCCGGCUCUGACUCGGGCAUCAAGGAAAAACCUGAAGUCGAAAAAGGCAAGAAAAUGGAACUGCCCGCCAACGACGCCAGAUCGACAUUUAACCUCUUUGCGCAGCAAUUCCCAGCCAUGGUCGAAGUCCACGGCUUGGGAAAGAACGAUCACAAGUUUUCUGGCAACGAUCAUUGCAGAGAAUACCAAUACUUUGGGACGGCCCGCUUUCGCUACAGCAAUUUGGACAAGCAGGUUCACUCCGUUUUCGUAGUCAAGGCGGAGAGCGUCAGCCGCGAGAAAAACGAGCCCAGCAAAGUUGCUACGCCAAGUUGUUAA